Messenger RNA from Acaulospora colombiana, 1499 nucleotides. Lineage: Eukaryota; Fungi; Glomeromycota; Glomeromycetes; Diversisporales; Acaulosporaceae. The record is from the annotation of a GenBank genome assembly.
GCAUAAAUCUUCCAACGCGUCGCCAACUUGAAUUGCUGAGUGACGACGACGACGAUCAGCUGCCAGCCUUGUCGAGUUUCAAGCGCCCUCGAAUUAGUUUACCGGUCAUGCCUAACUCAAGUGCCAGCCUCUUGAGUGAAGUUUCAUCCAUAUUAGACUCAAAAGGUCCAAGUCGAAGGCAUCCGCGAAAGUCACCCUCCCCACCAGUCACGAAUUCCAACACAACCACGACGAGCGCGACGGUCACUCCUUCCAAAGCACCAAUGUUUCAAUCCAACACUCCUAUCUCGAAAAAGGAACGCGAGACGACAGUCAGGUCAAUCUUGAGGGAACCAAAUACCCCUGGUACCGGCCAAAGUGUCCGCUUCUUCUCCAAAGACGCUUUCAGGGUUAUAAGCCCCAACCCAUCUACUUGUACUAGUCCCGAGACAUCACCGGCUUUCAUUGACGAAAUCGAUCAACUUACAAAUACUGAAGAACACGACGAUCGCUCAGACCCUCAUCCAUCGUGUUCUGGGUUUGGAUUAGACAGCAGGCUCAAUUUGGCUUCCAAAUCUACCUCAAUAAUCCUUCCAGAUUCGUCGCAUAAUGGAACAAAUUUAUUCGACAUGUCCUUGGACAUGCCAGCCAUACCCACUCCCGAAGACGCGGGUAACAUGCUCUCGGACGAUGCAAUGGAGGUUCCAGAAUUCGAUAUUGCACAACCAGAUGUCCCGUCAACUCGAAGGAUACAUGUAUCCCUUACUCCUGACAAUUCAAAUGGGAGUUUACAGCUCGAGUCGAAUGGGUCUUUCCAAGCUACAAAGCCUCCCGCCCGUAUUCCCUCCACCUCUACCACGAGUCCCAACGGUCCUCAAAAUAUCACGGCCGUUCCCAGUCCAUCUACCAGUGACGAGAUUCGACCAGAGCCCAAGAGGUAUUGGUCUACUGGUGGGCUGUUUCCGACUGGUUUGUUUGGUCGACGGGUACCCAGUUCGGUGACAGAGGCUCAGGCAGACAUCAUCAAAACACUUCGCGAAGAGCUCAAUCUGCAAAAGGAAAUCAGCUCACGAUAUCAAAUGGACCUCGACAGCCGAGACGCCCUCGUUGAAAUCCUUUCUGCUCGUGUCGAAUACGCCGAAACUGAACUAGAGCAGUGGAUGAGCGAAGAGGAUGGCCAAUAUGCUCUUAUUCAGGACUUUAAGAAGCAGCUUUACAGCCUAGAACGCUCCUGUGGUCAACUCCGAGCUACCGCGGGGAUCAACAGAGACGAAGAAUUGUCGGAGAUAAGUAUCUCAGACGCAGCAAGUCAACAGGCUCUCAAAACGCUACGGAAUCGCAUCAAGCAUCUCGAAGAGCAGAACGACCUGUUGCAAAGAGAAUCAGAGCAGAACAUCCAAGCGUUGGCCUAUGCAAGGGGAGAAGUGGACUUGUUGAAGUCCCAUCUUGACCAAGACGAAUACACCGAAGGAAGCAACAUCUUGCGGGUUCUCGAGGAACGCAGUAAUCUUCGCGAGAAG